This is a messenger RNA of Grammomys surdaster, 1080 nucleotides long. It is a transcript of the gene Klk14, whose product is annotated as kallikrein related peptidase 14. Gene Ontology annotation, biological process: seminal clot liquefaction; proteolysis; epidermis morphogenesis. The transcript is spliced from 6 exons. The coding region runs from base 68 to 856 and encodes 262 amino acids. Gene Ontology annotation, molecular function: serine-type endopeptidase activity. NCBI's taxonomy places the organism in Eukaryota, Metazoa, Chordata, Mammalia, Rodentia, Muridae. The record is from RefSeq and is a predicted model, not a curated record.
AACUGUCUGUAAUUCCAGUCCCUGGGAUCCAAAGCCCUCUUCUAGCCUCUGUGGUGAGCAGGAACACAUGUGGUACUUGCAGACUUGGACCUCCAGCUCCAGAAUGUUCCUUCUACUGACCAUACUCCAAGCCUUGGCUGUAGCCAUAGUCCAGAGCCAAGGAGAUCAUAAAAUUAUUGGUGGCUACACAUGUGUCCAGAACUCCCAGCCGUGGCAGGUUGCUCUGCAAGCAGGACCUGGGCGUCGCUUCCUGUGUGGUGGAGUCCUGAUGUCAGACCAGUGGGUCAUCACUGCUGCUCACUGUGCCCGCCCGAUUCUUCAUGUAGCCCUGGGCAAGCACAACAUAAGAAAGUGGGAAGCGACUCAGCAGGUGGUGCGUGUGAUUCGCCAGGUGCCACAUCCCCAGUACCAAUCCCAGGCCCAUAACAAUGACCUCAUGUUGCUGAAACUACAGAGAAAGGUGCGACUGGGACGAGCAGUGAAGACCAUCUCUGUGGCCAGCUCCUGUGCCAGCCCAGGGACUCCCUGCCGAGUGUCAGGCUGGGGGACCAUAGCCAGUCCCAUUGCCAGGUACCCCACUGCUCUGCAGUGUGUGAAUGUCAACAUCAUGUCGGAGCAAGUAUGCCAGCGAGCCUACCCUGGAGCCAUAACAUCUGGCAUGAUCUGUGCCGGGGUCCCUGAAGGUGGGAAGGACUCCUGUCAGGGUGAUUCUGGGGGACCUCUGGUAUGUGGGGGACAACUCCAGGGUCUCGUGUCCUGGGGAAUGGAACGUUGUGCUAUGCCUGGCUACCCAGGAGUUUACACCAACCUGUGCAAUUACCACAGCUGGAUCCAGAGGACAAUACAAAGCAACUGAUCAUUCAUCACCAUCUGAUCAUCACCAGCUGUUUCUGUGCUUUCCCAGCCUCCUCCAUCAGACAUUUGAGUCCUCCCGAAGACAAUAGAGUCCUCUUUAGCCCUCCUUCUUCACACUUAAGACUCCUGCUCCUAGCCUCUUCCUUCAGACCCAGGCUCCCACACCCCAGGCUCCUCCUUCAGACCCAAGCCUCCAGGCCCUAGCUUCCUUCCUCAGAUCCAAUA